Molecule: messenger RNA, 4203 nt
Organism: Akanthomyces muscarius
Lineage: Eukaryota; Fungi; Ascomycota; Sordariomycetes; Hypocreales; Cordycipitaceae
Exons: 15
Coding region: 1-4203 (1400 amino acids)
Molecular function (GO): polygalacturonase activity
Source: RefSeq, a predicted model, not a curated record
AUGAGGAUACUUACCUUGUAUUACCUCUUGGCAUCUGCCGGCACGUGGGCAGCCUCAGAUGUCAUUUCCAACGGCGCAGCUGACUCUCUUGGCUUUAUUGACAAGUUCGUGGAGAAGUGGAAGCUCACUCACCCGUCACUCACCAGUGAUGAGCUGGCAGGGAUUCACGACACUGCGCAGCGAAUGAAGUCCAAUCUUCAAAGCCCCCCUCCCCCUCCUCCCCAGGUCACCGUUGCCGUUAGCAAGCCAACCAAUGUCUCUCUUCUUCACCCGCAACAGGUGUCGAGAUUUGCCAAUACGACCGGUAGCAUGCAAGUCACAAACUCGACGCUGGAGCAGGCUCUCCGCAUUGUCCGUCUCGCACAGCGAGAGUCGGACGCCAGGAACAAGGAGCGCAUUGACAAUCCCCGCGUCAACAACUACUACGACGACCGCGGUGCCAAUGCAAAUAGAGCCCGCGCACUAGACGGCAACAGUCUGUACAUCAACGACACGGUUACGGCGGCAGCCGCAAUCGCGGCCGAGGCCACGGCGGCCAACACCACCACCAUUGAUCCCAGCAAAUAUGUACUGCCUCCCGAAAUCGCAAGCAUCGUCCAACAAGACGAUGCUCCCUCUCUUCUCGCUAAGCGUGCUCCACCCAGCUCCGACAGCAGUUGGUGGAUGGAGACAAUUGCACACGAGGGCAAAGUUCCAUUUGGAGGCUCUCAAAACGACGGCUAUACAGUCUUUCGCAACGUCAAGAACUACGGUGCCGUGGGCGACGGCAAAACAGACGACACGGAUGCCAUCAAAAAGGCCAUGUCCGACGGCGGCCGGUGCGGCUCUAGUUGUGGCUCUUCAACAGUCAAGCCUGCAAUUGUGUAUUUUCCAUCUGGUACCUAUCGAGUCCGCCAGACAAUCCCCAUGUAUUACAACACUCAAGUGAUUGGUAAUCCCAACAGUAUGCCCAGGAUUGUGGCAGACGAGAAUUUCGUCGGCCUUGGUGUUCUCUCAUCUGACGAGUAUACUGGGGGCAGCGGCGGUGCGGAUGAGUGGUACAUUAACCAGAAUAAUUUCUUGCGCCAAGUGCGCAACUUGAUCAUUGACACGAGCAAGGCCAACAUGAAGAGCAUAGCUGGUCUCCAUUGGCAGGUGGCGCAAGCGACGAGCAUCUACAAUGUCCGAUUCUAUGGCUCCGCCGACAGAAGUAAAGAGCAUAUUGGCAUAUUUGCCGAGAAUGGCAGUGGUGGCUUCAUGGGAGAUCUGUUCUUUAGCGACAUGACGAUAGGAAUCCGAUGUGGCAAUCAGCAGUUUACGUCCCACUCAAUGACAUUUUUUGGCGUCGGCACUGCUGUUGACCUGCUUUGGGAUUGGGGCUGGACAUGGAAGAACAUGUUCAUUUUCAAUGCGGAUACUGGCUUCAGCAUGAGUGGCGAUUUUAUUGGCGGCUCCAUGAUGCUGCUCGACAGCCACCUCGCCAAUGUCAAUUCCGGCAUCUCCAUCCAGACUCACAAGGCGUCAGACUUGGCCCAAUUCUCAAUCACACUCGAAAACAUCAAGAUGGACGGCGUCAAGACCAUGGUCACUCACGAGUCCUCCAACACGGUGCUCGCGGGCGGCUCAUCAGUCAUUGGGUCGUGGAUUCUUGGACGAGUAUACGACGACGAUAAUAAGUCGGGUUCGUUUCUAAAGGGCAAAACCUCUGCUCUUGGAGAAAAGGAACCAUCCUUGGUUACGAGCAAUGGAGUUGCGACAAACGGCUACUUUAUACGCCGUAAGCCUCAGUAUGCGGACAAGCCAGCAGACUUUUUUGUGAAUGCUCAUUUUGCUACCAAAGGCGAUGGUGUAACUGAUGACACUUUUGGGUUGGCUCUGGCUGCAGCCGUUGCGUACGAUCACGGUAAAGCUCUGUAUAUUCCAAUGGGGUCUUACAUCUUGACCGAUCGUAUCAAUUUCCCAACUGGAUCUAUAGUUGUCGGCGAAUGCUGGUCUCAGUUGGUCGCAAAAGGAGCCGCUUUUCAAGACGCUUCCAAUCCCCGGCCCCUAAUCUCUGUUGGCAAAGACGGCGAGACUGGAUCAGUUGAGAUUCAGGAUCUACUUUUGACGGUGCAGGGGCCAACUGCUGGCGCCGUCUUGAUGGAAUGGAAUGCGGCACAAGACAAGCAAGGUUCAGCGGCCAUGUGGGAUGUGCAUUUCCGAAUUGGCGGUGCAGCCGGGUCGCAUUUGCAACAAUCAGACUGCCCAAAGCUCACCGGGUCGGUCAACCCCAACUGUAUUGCAGGGGCAUUGAUGCUUCACAUGACCUCAUCAUCGUCAGGAUACCUGGAGAAUGUCUGGGCAUGGGUUGCUGACCACGAGUUGGAUGGCGGCCCAAGUCAAACACAGAUUGACAUUUACGUGGCCCGAGGCAUUUUGAUUGAGAGUACAGGGGGUCCAGUCUGGCUAUAUGGCACAUCGUCUGAGCAUUCGGUCCUGUACCAAUACAUGGUUUAUGAAGCCGAAAACGUGGUCAUGUCCAUGAUUCAAACAGAGAGCCCCUAUUUCCUCCCUGAUCCACAAGCUCCAGCACCCUUCAAAAACCAUGGCUAUUUCCCCUCAGACCCAGACUUUGCAGACUGCGACCACUCCAACCCCCACUGCGCAGCAGCGUGGGGCUUGUCCAUCCUCGGCAGCACUAACGUGCGAGUCUACGGUGCCGGGCUCUACAACUGGUUCCAACGCUAUGUCCAGCCCUGCGUGGAUACGCAAGAUUGCCAGCAGAGGGUGGUGAGCAUUAAGAACAGCGGCCAGGUUUGGUUGUACAACCUAUACACGAUUGGCACCGUCGAAAUGAUCAACCACGGCAAAGACCAGCCCGUCUUGGCCAAGGACAACACAAACACGAAUCAGCACCCGUUUACAUCGGUCGUCAACGCCUGGCUGCUUGCUUCUACGGGACAUGGCUCACGAACAAACGACGACGAUGACGACGGCAUUGAUGACUCGGAUUUUGGCCAGCCUCCUGUUUGCAACGACCAGUACGAGUCGCUUGAUCAAAUCUCGGCUGCGUACGACGCUGGUUCCUUUGAUCAGGGAUGCCUGAAUGAAUACCUCUCUAAAGCAUGGGUACACAAUCUCACCGACAGCAUGCACAAGUACGAUGACAUUAUCAAAGACGACUAUCAUUCGAAAUUUGUCAUUUACCGCAGUCUUGUGCAGACGCAGGCCAUGACGCAGCUGCACAAGUACAUGAUGGAGGACGAAGCCGUUGGUUGGCACUGUGGCAAGCCAGAGGCCAAGAUAUGCUGCAAUCGCUGCAGCAACUCGUAUCCAGGCAAUAAUCCGGCCAAUCCCUGCCUCCAUUUGCCCUGCACCGGCAACAACCAAAGCUCUCCGACCGUGUGCAGCGACGGCAAGGACGCUCCUACGGGGUGCCCAACCUACCUCGACGACAGCCCCGACCCCUUGAACUGGUACCUGGAUGACGCGGACAAGUUUCACAAGACUUUGGAAGACAAGUACGGCGUCGUUCGAGAUUGGAUAGAGCUUGUCGACUUUGACGUCUACCAGAAUUACGGGUGCAUCCUCAAUCAGCAAGACGAUGGCGGCAAAAACCUGAUUCAGUGCCAAAAGGACACGGAUGUGUUUUGGCGUGGUUACCCCCAGAUUAAGCGCGAUUUCCCUCUCGACGACCCUUCACAAGUCAUCAAGACGGCCUAUGACAAGACAAAAGACCUCCUGAAAGAAACCGACGUGCAAAUGGACAUGGCCAGCCUCUACUGCGGCGGAUCCUGGGCAGACGUUGCCAAUACGCUCGCGUUUCCCGCCAUGUCCAUGAGCGCCGCGGUGACGAGCAUGCAGGACAUUGUCAAGGUGGCGAAUCAAAAGAUUGAAGAGGACCGCCAAGAGGGCAUCGCGGCCAUUAUCGGUGCCGUCUUGUUCUUUGUGCCCUUUGUGGGCGAGGCGUUGGGCACGACCCUCGCGCUGCUGCGCACCAUCCUCAACUUGGCGGGCGCCUUUGCAGACAUUGGCUACAAUAUUUACGACGCCAUUGAACAUCCCGGCAACGCCCUGAGCGACAUAUUCGGCAUCAUCUUUGAUGCGGCCGGGCUGAGAGGAGCAUUUCGAUCAGCGUCGGCCGAGUGGCGGGACUUGAAGCGGGACAAGAUUGAAGCCAUGCCAAAGGCGUUUGUCAGGGACACGAAAACCAUGAAGAACAUGCAGGGAAUGUGCAAACUAUGA